CCGUCGCGGGAUCGCCCUGGAAACGCAUUCUCCGGGAACCCGCGUCCGCCAAUGGGGAGGCACCGAGUGCCACGAAUAGGCCAAUCGGGAGGGAGCGGCUCGGGGUUUAAACCCGCGACGGCCCGGCUCCUCCCGGCGUGCUGCGGAGGAACGGCUGUUGGCCCUGGGGGCUUCAGGCCGUCGGCUGGUCGGGCCUCCGGUGUUCUGCUUCGCCCCGCCGAGCUGUUGCCUCGGGAAGAGGAAGCCAUGGCGCUCCGGGUCACCAGGAACACGAAAAUCAAUGCUGAAAAUAAGGCGCAGGUCAAUAUGGCAGGCGCAAAGCGUGUGCCCAUGGCGGCGGCUGCAGCCUCCAAGCCGGGGCUGAGGCCAAGGACAGCUCUUGGAGACAUUGGCAACAAAGUCAGUGAACAGCUACCGGCCAAAAUGCCUCUGAAGAAGGAAGUAAAAACUUCGGCUACUGGAAAAGUUAUGGCUAAAAAACUACCAAAGCCUCUGGAGAAGCUGCCGGUGUCGGUGCCGGUGCCGGUGCCCGAGCCCGAGCCAGAGCCAGAGCCUGAGCCAGAAUCUGAGCCUGUUAAAGAAGAAAAGCUUUCACCUGAGCCUAUUCUGGUUGAUACUCCUUCUCCAAGCCCAAUGGAAACAUCUGGAUGUGCCCCUGCAGAAGAGUAUCUGUGUCAGGCUUUCUCAGAUGUAAUUCUUGCAGUGAGUGAUGUGGAUGCAGAAGAUGGAGCUGAUCCAAACCUUUGCAGUGAAUAUGUGAAAGAUAUUUAUGCUUAUCUGAGACAGCUUGAGGAAGAGCAAUCAGUCAGACCAAAAUACCUACUGGGUCAGGAAGUCACUGGAAACAUGAGAGCCAUCCUAAUUGACUGGCUAGUUCAGGUUCAAAUGAAAUUCAGGUUGCUGCAGGAGACCAUGUACAUGACUGUUUCCGUUAUUGAUCGCUUCAUGCAGAAUAAUCGUGUGCCCAAGAAGAUGCUGCAGCUGGUUGGUAUCACUGCCAUGUUUAUUGCAAGCAAAUAUGAAGAAAUGUAUCCUCCAGAAAUUGGUGACUUUGCUUUCGUGACUGACAACACUUACACUAAGCACCAAAUCAGACAGAUGGAAGUGAAGAUUCUAAAAGCUUUAAACUUUGGUCUGGGUCGGCCUCUACCCCUACACUUCCUUCGGAGAGCAUCUAAGAUUGGAGAGGUUGAUGUCGAGCAACAUACUUUGGCCAAAUACCUGAUGGAACUGACUAUGUUGGACUAUGAUAUGGUGCACUUUCCUCCUUCUCAAGUUGCAGCGGGAGCUUUUUGCUUAGCACUGAAAAUUCUGGAUAAUGGUGAAUGGACCCCAACUCUACAGCAUUACCUGACAUACACCGAAGAAUCCCUUCUUCCUGUUAUGCAGCAUCUGGCCAAGAAUAUAGUCAUGGUAAAUCGUGGACUUACAAAGCACGUGACUAUCAAGAACAAGUAUGCCACAUCUAAGCAUGCUAAGAUCAGCACUCUAGCACAGCUGAACUCUGCAGUAGUUCACGAGUUGGCCAAGGCUGUGGCAAAGGUGUAACGUGUAAACUUGAUUUGGAGUAUUAUAUCUGCAAAUAAAAUGGGCACCAUGUGCCGUCUGUACAUAAUAAUGUUGCAUUAACUCACUUUUAAUAAAGUCUCUAGUCCUUUUUA
Carlito syrichta (Philippine tarsier) is the source of this 1661-nucleotide messenger RNA. RefSeq names its product G2/mitotic-specific cyclin-B1. The transcript has 9 exons. NCBI's taxonomy places the organism in Eukaryota, Metazoa, Chordata, Mammalia, Primates, Tarsiidae. The coding region runs from base 52 to 1548 and encodes 498 amino acids. Gene Ontology annotation, cellular component: mitochondrial matrix; cyclin B1-CDK1 complex; nucleus. Gene Ontology annotation, molecular function: cyclin-dependent protein serine/threonine kinase regulator activity. The record is from RefSeq and is a predicted model, not a curated record. Gene Ontology annotation, biological process: regulation of cyclin-dependent protein serine/threonine kinase activity; mitotic metaphase chromosome alignment; mitotic cell cycle phase transition.